CGCGGCGGCGGGAGCCGAGGGGGGGACGCACGCUCGCGCGCGCACUCGCUCGCGCGCGGAGGGGAGGCGGCCUCGCCACGAAGCGCGACCGAGGCCCGUGCAGGGUGUUCGCUUUCCUUCCUCACCCCCCCCCCCACCCCACUCCUCCCCAGUAUGGCAGCGAAGGGCGCCAGCGAUGCCGGCGGCCUCUCGGCGGGGUCUGGGAGGGACGGCGGCGUCGACGGCUGUCGGACGGUGUACUUGUUUGACCGGCGCGGGAAGGACUCGGAGCUCGGGGAACGCUCGCUGCAGGUCUCGGAGCGCGCGGGCUAUGCGGGGUUCCGCGCUUCGGUGUCUCAGACAAUUGGCAUUUCAUCUGAAGAAACAUUUGUUAUUACAACUACAAGCAGGAAAGAAAUUACCUGUGAUAAUUUUGAUGACAUUGUUAAAGAUGGAGUCACUCUAUACCUGCUACAAUCAGUUGACCAGUCACUGUUAACAGCGACUAAAGAAAGAAUCGACUUCUUACCUCACUAUGACACCUUGGUUAAAAGUGGCAUGUAUGAGUAUUAUGCAAGUGAAGGACAGAAUCCUUUGCCAUUUGCUCUUGCAGAAUUAAUCGACAAUUCAUUGUCAGCGACUGCUCGUAAUGUUGGUGUUAGGAGAAUACAGAUCAAAUUGCUUUUUGAUGAAACACAAGGAAAACCUGCUGUCGCAGUGAUUGAUAAUGGAAGAGGAAUGACUUCUAAACAGCUUAACAACUGGGCUGUGUAUAGGUUGUCAAAAUUUACAAGACAAGGUGACUUUGAAAGUGAUCAUUCAGGCUAUGUUCGGCCAGUACCAGUACCACGCAGUUUGAACAGUGAUAUUUCCUAUUUUGGUGUUGGAGGCAAACAGGCUGUUUUCUUUGUUGGGCAAUCAGCCAGAAUGAUAAGCAAACCUGCAGACUCCCAGGAUGUUCAUGAGCUUGUGCUUUCUAAAGAAGAUUUUGAGAAAAAGGAAAAAAAUAAAGAGGCAAUAUAUAGUGGAUACAUUAGAAACAGAAAGCCAGCUGAUUCUGUUCACAUUACAAAUGAUGAUGAAAGAUUCCUACACAAUCUUAUUGUGGAGGAGAAAGAGAAAGACAGCUUUACUACUGUGGUUAUUACAGGAGUGCAACCAGAGCACAUACAGUACUUGAAAAAUUAUUUCCAUCUUUGGACACGACAGUUAACGCAUAUUUAUCAUUACUAUAUUCAUGGACCAAAAGGAAAUGAAAUAAAUACAGCUAAAGAAGUUGGACCUUCCAGUAAUAUUGAUAUUGAAAUUUCUUUGUUUGAAAAAGGAAAGACACCUAAGAUUGUCAACCUAAAGGAAAUAAAAGACGACAUGCAGACAUUGUACAUAAACACAGCAUCUGACAGUUUUGAGUUCAAGGCUCACGUGGAAGGAGAUGGUGUGGUUGAAGGGGUUAUCCGGUAUCACCCCUUCUUAUAUGAUAGAGAAACGUACCCUGAUGAUCCAUGCUUUCCAUCAAAAUUAAGAGAUGAAGAAGAUGAUGAUGAUUGCUUCAUUCUUGAUAAAGCAGCGAGAGGGAAGAGACCUAUUUUUGAGUGCUUUUGGAAUGGACGGUUAAUACCAUAUACAUCAGUUGAAGACUUUGACUGGUGUGCUCCUCCUAAGAAGAGAGGGCUUGCCCCAAUUGAGUGCUUUAAUAGAAUAUCUGGUGCAUUAUUCACUAAUGACAAAUUUCAGGUCAGCACAAAUAAACUGACAUUUAUGGAUCUUGAGCUGAAAUUGAAAGAUAAGAACACCCUUUUUACACGAAUUUUAAAUGGACAGGAGCAGAGAAUGAAGAUUGACAGAGAAUUUGCUUUAUGGCUGAAGGACUGUCAUGAAAAGUAUGACAAACAAAUAAAAUUUACACUUUUUAAAGGAGUAAUUACCCGUCCAGAUCUUCCCUCUAAAAAGCAAGGCCCUUGGGCGACAUACUCAGCAAUAGAGUGGGAUGGAAAAAUAUACAAAGCAGGACAACUGGUCAAGACAGUCAAGACACUUCCUCUCUUUUAUGGAAGCAUAGUAAGAUUUUUCCUUUAUGGUGAUCAUGAUGGAGAAGUAUAUGCUACAGGAGGUGAAGUUCAGAUCGCUAUGGAACCCCAGGCGCUGUAUGAUGAAAUAAAAACUGUACCCAUUGCAAAGCUGGAUAGGACAGUUGCCGAGAAAACAAUUAAAAAAUAUGUAGAAGAUGAAAUGGCAAAGCUCCCUGAUAGAUUGUCUGUAACUUGGCCUGAAGGAGAUGAAUUAUUGCCAAAUGAAAUUAGGCCUGCCGGAACCCCAAUUGGUGCACUGAGGAUCGAAAUACUAAACAAGAAGGGGGAAGCAAUGCAGAAGCUCCCGGGGACAAGUCACGGAGGGUCCAAGAAGCUGCUGGUGGAACUUAAAGUUAUACUGCACACUUCAAGUGGAAAUAAAGAAAUCAUUUCACAUAUCAGUCAACAUGGAGGAAAAUGGCCUUACUGGUUUAAAAAAAUGGAAAACAUCCAGAAACUGGGUAAUUAUACAUUGAAAUUACAAGUGGUAUUAAAUGAAAGUAAUGCGGACACCUAUGCAGGAAGAUCACUACCAUCUAAAGCAAUAAAAUUUUCUGUUAAAGAGGGCAAGCCAGAAAAGUUUUCAUUUGGUCUUCUUGAUUCCCCUUUUCGUGUUGGAGUUCCAUUCAAUAUUCCUUUGGAGUUACAGGAUGAAUUCGGUCAUACUACCCAACUAUUAUCUGAUAUUCAACCAGUUCUUGAAGCAAGUGGUCUGUCUUUACAUUAUGAAGAAAUAACCAAAGGCCCAAAUUGUGUAAUUCAAGGUGUUGUAGCUAAGGGUCCAGUUAACUCUUGUCAAGGCAAGAAUUUUAAUCUGAAGGUUGUUCUUCCGGGUUUAAAAGAAGAUUCACAGAUUUUGAAAAUUAGAUUGCUACCUGGUCCUCCUCAUCGACUAAAAGUGAAACCUGACUCGGAAAUUCUAGUUAUAGAGAAUGGAACAGCCUUCCCUUUUCAGGUGGAAGUUGUGGAUGAGUCAGACAACAUAACAGCACAACCAAAGCUGAUUGUCCACUGUAAGUUUCUAGGUGCUCCAAGCUUACCAGUCUACACUGUGGAUUGCAGUAGCUCUGGGACCAGCAUCCUAACAGGGCCAGCAAUUCAAGUUCAGAACAUUAAGAAAGACCAGACGCUGACUGCCAGGAUUGAGAUACCUAGUUGUAAAGAUGUGUCACCUGUGGAAAAGACUAUCAAGUUACUUCCCAGUAGUCACGUUGCUCGCCUACAGAUAUUUAGUGUAGAGGGACAGAAGGCUAUCCAGAUCAAACAUCAGGAUGAGGUUAAUUGGAUAGCAGGUGAUGUAAUGCAAAAUCUAAUUUUUCAAAUGUAUGAUGAAGGAGAAAGAGAAAUCAAUAUUACACCAUCCUUGGCAGAAAAAAUUAAAGUUAACUGGACUCCUGAGGUUAACAAAGAACAUUUGCUACAAGGUCUGCUUCCUGAUGUGCAAGUACCAACAUCUGUGAAAGAUGUGCGCUACUGCCAGGUUUCUUUCCAAGAUGACCACGUCUCUCUGGAAAGUGCUUUUACAAUAAGACCACUUCCUGAUGAUCCCAAACAUUUAAAAUGUGAGUUAAAAGGAGGAAAAACGGUGCAGAUGGGCCAAGAGCUUCAAGGAGAAAUAGUUGUUACAGUUACAGAUCAGUAUGGAAAUCAGAUCCCAGCAUUUUCACCAGAUUCUUUAUCUACGUUGUCAAUUGCUGGAGUUGGACUUGAUAACUCUAACUUGAAAAUCACUUUUGAGGCUAACACACAGAGCAUAAGUGUACGAGGCAUCAGAUUUACUCCAGGUCCUCCUGGACAUAAGGAUCUUUGUUUUACUUGGCGAGAGUUUUCUGACUUUAUUCGAGUGCACCUAGUUUCUGGACCUCCAACCAAGCUGCUACUUAUCGACUGGCCAGAGCUGAAAGAGCCCCUUCCAGUGAUCAAUGGAAGACAGUUACAGAACCCUCUCAUUGUUCAACUUUGUGAUCAGUGGGAUAAUCACGCAUUAGUCUCACAUGUUAAAAUAAGUCUCAUAAAAGUCAACAGUUUAAGGCUAUUACCUUCAAACCAACAGCAUAAAACAGAUGAUAAAGGCAGAGCCAAUUUGGGGGUAUUCACUGUUUUUGCUCCAAGGGGAGUACAUACUGUGCAGGUUAAAGGUGUCUAUAAUAAGAGUACCAUAGAAGGACCUACAAUUAAGUUCAUGAUUCUUCCGGACCCUGAAAAGCCUAUUCGUCUCAAUGUUAAAUAUGACAAAGAUGCCUCUUUCAUAGCAGGUGGCAUAUUCACUGAUUUUAUGGUUAGUGUGAUCUCUGAAGGUGGUAAUGUCAUCAAAAAUAUCAAUCCAACACGCAUUUCCAUGAAAAUGUGGAAGCUGUCCAGUGGCGUGAGCCGGCCACCAACAAAUGCAGAAACAUUUAGUUGUAAUAAAAUAAAAGAUAAUGACAAAGAAGAUGGCUGCUUCUAUUUCAGGGAAAAGACAAUCCCUAACAAAGUUGGGGCAUACUGUAUCCAGUUUGAUUUUAUGAUCGAUAAAACAAAUAUGCUCAACAGCGAACAGGUUAUAAUUGAUGUUCUGCCUAAUGAACCUAUGAAGUUGGUUCCUGACAUCCAACCAGCUACCCCAGCUGUUUCUAAUGUUCGCUCAAUUGCCAGCAGGACCUUGGUCAAAGACCUACAUCUCAGUAUUACGGAUAAUUAUGGUAAUCAUACUGGAAUGAAUUUGGUUGGCACUGUAGUAGCUACCAUUAAAGGUUUCAAUGAGGAGGACACUGAUACUCCACUCUUCAUCGGGAAAGUUAGGACACUUGAAUUUCCCUUUGUGAAUGGUUCUGCUGAAAUCACAACUCUCGUGCUGGCAGAAAAUAGUCCUGGAAGGGAUAGUACUGAGUAUUUUAUUAUCUUUGAGCCUCGGCUGUCAACUUUAUCAAGAACGUUGGAACCAUAUAGCCUGCCAUUUAUGUUUUAUGAUGAUGUUAAAAAGCAGCAACAAAUGGCAGCACUUACGAAGGAAAAGGACCAGUUAUCGAAGUCCAUCGUUAUGUAUAGAAGUCUCUUCGAUGCCAACAAGCAGCUUGUUGAUGAAAUGAAAUGCCAAGUUGAAGAAGCAAAAUUAAAAGAGGUUCAGCUGAGAAAUGAACUAAAAUCACACAAUAUUGAUAUUCCUACAACACAACAGAUACCUCACAUUGAAGCACUUUUGGAAAAAAAGAUAACAGAACAAAAUGAACUAAAAAAAAAGCCCAGAAGAUCAUGUACUCUUCCAAACUACACUAAACGAAGUGGAGAUGUUUUGGGAAAGAUCGCACAUCUCGCACAAAUCGAAGAUGAUCGAGCUGCAAUGGUUAUCUCUUGGCAUCUGGCAAGUGACAUGGAUUGUGUGGUCACCCUGACCACAGAUGCCGCACGCUCUAUCUAUGAUGAAACUCAAGGUCGUCAGCAGGUGUUGCCUCUUGAUUCUAUUUAUAGGAAAACUCUUCCAGAUUGGAAAAGACCUCUACCUCAUUACCGAAAUGGUAAAUUACAUUUUAAACCUUUUGGAGAUCCAGUCUUUGCCCGAGAUUUGUUAACAUUCCCAGACAAUAUUGAACAUUGUGAAACAGUUUUUGGUAUGCUGUUAGGAGACACCAUUAUUUUGGAUAAUCUAGAUGCAGCCAAUCAUUAUAGAAGAGAGGUUGUUAAAAUCACACACUGUCCCACAUUACUGACUAGAGAUGGAGAUCGUAUCAGAAGUAAUGGAAAGUUUGGGGGCCUUCAGAAUAAAGCUCCUCCAAUGGACAAACUUCGGGGAAUGGUCUUCGGAGCUCCAGUACCAAAACAGUGUGUGAUCUUGGGGAAAGAAAUAGAUCUUAUUCAACAGUACCGUACUGCUGUGUGCAAGCUGAGUUCUGUGAACAAGGACCUGACUAAUCAGUUACAGUACCUUCACACUCCCGAUAUGAAGAAGAAGAAGCAAGAACUUGAUGAACAGGAAAAAAGUCUGAAACUAAUAGAGCAAAAACUCGGUAUGACUCCUACACGGAAGUGCAGUGACUCAUUCUGUCACUCAGCAAAGAUUGAGUUGACAGAGUGUCCAAUUCCUGCUAAAAGAAUGAGGAGAGAAUCGACUAGACAAAAUAGAAGACCAAAAGGUGAUGUACCAAACUGAAGACACUGCAAGAAUCCUGGCAAGAAUUUGCUGUUUCUCCAGAUGGGCCUGGAAGCAGCUGUUGAGUUGCAGAAUGUCAUUGGGCAACACAGACUCACUGGAAUGAUUCCAGUCAUUGUGUCUUUUGGUGGUUGGCUUACAAAUGUACACUCUUAACCUGUGACGGUCAAGCUGGCACUGAAGACAGAUAAACCUCCUGUUUCUCAGCAUAAUCAUGACUCUAUCAGAACUGUUUCUUCAAAGCAACCUUUUUUAUUGCUUUUUUGUGAACUUAUUUAACAAACACGUUUUGUCUUUUGUGUAUGAAAAGUUCUAGAGCUAGAUAUUUAAUUGUAAAUAUGUGUGGAAAGUUGAAUUUUGCAUUAAAAUGGAGAAAGCACAGGUGUCUGGAAAUUUAAAUGUUCAAAUACAUGGAAAAAUAAAUUGAUGAUGAUAGGAUAGCCUAAAGAGUGUAUCCUGUACAUAAGUAAGAUAUGCAGCGGCAUUGAUUUUUAUAAGUAUUGUCUGAAUUUAUUAAUAACUAGAACUAUAGCCUCAGCUUUAAUUCUACAUUUACAUUAUUUUCUAAUUUUUUACUACUAUUUUUAAGAAGUUAAAAACAUACAAGAAUGCAAUAAGUUUGUUAGGAAGCUGUUGUAUAAACAUUUCAACUGUCUAUUAACAUACACUGUGUAUGUCUGUAAGUGCAAGACUUUUGGUCUGUGACGUUAUUUUGUAAGGAAUACUUUUGGUACAGUUUUCAGUCCCAGGAAAUGUGUGUGUUUUUAAUCCUUUCUGAUUAUGCAGCAAGGUUAAUAAACAAUCAUUUCUCCUCCCAAAUUAGUGUUAUCCUUAAUUGAAAUUCAAAGCUUUGUAUAAGCUAUCAUAAAAGUAUUGACACAACUCUUCUGUGUUGUUGGCUCAAUAUUUGAAUUGUUGAAGAAAGAAACAAGAUAACAAUAGUAGAAUUGGUUACAGUGAAGACUGGCUUCCUGGCUGUGGAGGAGCACUCCUACCGAUAUCCUAAAACUUGGGAGUUGAAAGCCAGAAGAUCAAGAUCCAAGACCAUCCUUGGAUACACAGCCAAGUUCAAGGCUAUGUGAGACCCUGUCUUAGAAGAUCUGGAAAUGUUUUAAAAAUUAACCUUGGCGUUGCUCUCUGCCAUGAGGAGGAAUGAGAGCUGAUGGCCAGCUUCAGGCCAACCAAAGGAGGCGGUUACUUGCACCCUCUCUGCAAAUUGUCAUUUUGUGUUGGUAAGCAAUCUAUAAAGUCCCCACACAGCAAAUCCUCUAGUUGAGGAUUCUCUGAAUCUUUAGACUCUUAGAAAGGGGUUGGAGCAAAGGAAUUUGAAAAAAAAGCUUUAGUGAAUGUGGAAUGGAAAAUUUGCCAAGACUAGAAGAUGGACAGCAAGAGAGAGAAAGAAAUAUGAGGAGGAAGCAGAAGAGAAAAGUAUAGACACAUAGAACUUGAAAAUAAAGAUUUAGGAAAGGAGGAAAAAGGAGCAAGAAGA
Messenger RNA from Peromyscus leucopus (white-footed mouse), 7663 nucleotides. It is a transcript of the gene Smchd1, whose product is annotated as structural maintenance of chromosomes flexible hinge domain containing 1. Gene Ontology annotation, cellular component: Barr body. Bases 154 to 6174 code for a protein of 2006 amino acids. Gene Ontology annotation, molecular function: protein binding; ATP binding. The transcript is spliced from 48 exons. The record is from RefSeq and is a predicted model, not a curated record. Lineage: Eukaryota; Metazoa; Chordata; Mammalia; Rodentia; Cricetidae. Gene Ontology annotation, biological process: double-strand break repair; chromosome organization.